This is a messenger RNA of Drosophila mauritiana, 5834 nucleotides long. RefSeq names its product acetylcholine receptor subunit alpha-type acr-16 (gene nAChRalpha6). NCBI's taxonomy places the organism in Eukaryota, Metazoa, Arthropoda, Insecta, Diptera, Drosophilidae. Gene Ontology annotation, cellular component: synapse; postsynaptic membrane; neuron projection. Gene Ontology annotation, molecular function: transmembrane signaling receptor activity; acetylcholine-gated monoatomic cation-selective channel activity. Bases 614 to 2185 code for a protein of 523 amino acids. Gene Ontology annotation, biological process: regulation of membrane potential; monoatomic ion transmembrane transport; chemical synaptic transmission. The transcript is spliced from 13 exons. The record is from RefSeq and is a predicted model, not a curated record.
GACCAGGCGAAAACCGGAAAUUAAAUCUGCAACGCGGAACCAAAGUGGAAGAGGAAGCAGAGCCACAACCACAACCGCAGCAAAAUCCGAAGAAAGUCGACGGAAAGCGCGUGCCAAAUAUUUGCUCGCAAAAUACCAGAAUAAAAUAAUAAUCAAAGGCGCUUCCACAAAAAACAAGAAAACAAGAAAAGAGUCAAAUUGAGAGAUUCUAGUCUCUUUGGAGAUAGUUUAAAGCGUCCCAUGAAAGCUGCUGCAUUGCACUGAGAAGGUGUGGGUGAAGGAGUACGGACUUCUGGGAGACCAUCGUCGUCCAUUGUUGAGCUCUGACCCACACGGCGGCGCAUUGUCUCGGUCUAUUGUGCUAAUCAUCGCCAGUUGGGAGCACCGGGCGCUGGUGCCCUGGCCAACUAUUUAGCCAAGGUGACGAGGCGGGGACGGCCAACCACUUCAAGGCAGCUCAACCACACCAACGCCCACUGUGAAAGGAGGCGGCGGAUCGGGCGGAGGACCAGGAGCCGCAGUCGGAGCAGGAGCAGGAGCAGGAGCAGAAGGUGUAGCAGGGGCGGGGUAGCCAUUCAACCCGAGAGCCACGCGAUACAAACAAGCCAAGGACAUGGACUCCCCGCUGCCAGCGUCGCUGUCGCUGUUUGUCCUGUUGAUCUUUCUGGCGAUAAUUAAAGAAAGCUGUCAAGGACCCCAUGAAAAGCGCCUGCUGAACCACCUGCUGUCCACCUACAACACGCUGGAGCGACCCGUGGCCAACGAAUCGGAGCCCCUGGAGGUCAAGUUCGGACUGACGCUGCAGCAGAUCAUCGACGUGGAUGAAAAGAAUCAGAUUCUGACCACAAAUGCGUGGUUAAAUUUGGAGUGGAACGACUACAAUCUGCGCUGGAAUGAAACGGAAUACGGCGGGGUCAAGGACCUGCGAAUCACGCCCAACAAGCUGUGGAAGCCCGACGUGCUCAUGUACAACAGCGCGGAUGAGGGAUUCGAUGGCACGUAUCACACCAACAUUGUGGUCAAACAUAACGGCAGUUGUCUGUACGUGCCCCCUGGUAUCUUCAAGAGCACAUGCAAGAUAGACAUCACGUGGUUCCCAUUUGAUGACCAACAUUGCGAAAUGAAAUUCGGUAGUUGGACUUACGAUGGAAAUCAGUUGGAUUUGGUUUUGAAUUCCGAAGAUGGAGGGGAUCUUUCCGAUUUCAUAACAAAUGGCGAGUGGUACUUGCUUGCCAUGCCGGGAAAGAAGAAUACGAUAGUCUACGCCUGCUGCCCAGAACCAUAUGUCGAUAUCACCUUUACUAUACAAAUUCGUCGCCGUACAUUAUAUUAUUUUUUCAAUUUAAUCGUGCCAUGUGUGCUAAUCUCAUCGAUGGCCCUACUGGGCUUCACAUUGCCGCCGGAUUCGGGCGAGAAACUGACGCUGGGCGUAACUAUACUACUAUCAUUAACAGUAUUUCUAAACCUUGUCGCCGAGUCCAUGCCGACAACGUCGGAUGCUGUUCCUCUUAUAGGAGUUACAAUUCUUCUAUCGCUCACAGUGUUUCUCAACCUUGUAGCUGAGACAUUGCCCCAAGUAUCUGAUGCAAUCCCCUUGUUAGGCACCUACUUCAAUUGCAUCAUGUUCAUGGUCGCAUCGUCGGUGGUGCUGACAGUAGUGGUGCUCAACUACCACCAUCGCACAGCGGACAUUCACGAGAUGCCACCGUGGAUCAAGUCCGUUUUCCUACAAUGGCUGCCCUGGAUCUUGCGAAUGGGUCGACCCGGCCGCAAGAUCACACGCAAAACAAUACUAUUAAGCAAUCGCAUGAAGGAGCUGGAACUGAAGGAGCGCUCCUCCAAGUCGCUGCUGGCCAAUGUCCUCGACAUCGACGACGACUUCCGGCACACAAUAUCUGGCUCCCAGACCGCCAUUGGCUCGUCGGCCAGCUUCGGUCGGCCCACAACGGUGGAGGAGCACCACACGGCCAUCGGCUGCAAUCACAAAGAUCUUCAUCUAAUUCUCAAAGAAUUGCAAUUUAUUACGGCGCGGAUGCGCAAAGCUGACGACGAAGCGGAAUUGAUCGGCGAUUGGAAGUUCGCGGCAAUGGUUGUGGAUAGAUUUUGUUUAAUUGUUUUCACGCUCUUCACGAUUAUUGCAACGGUUACGGUGCUGCUCUCCGCUCCGCACAUAAUCGUGCAAUAAGGACGCUCGAAUUAGGCCAUUAAGCUACGGAUACGUCGGAAGCAUCGGCAGACGGGAGAUGCCUAGUUAAGUUCUUUUUCAAAAACCAAAAACUAGCAAAGCUGCUUCAAAACAAAGCAAACAAACAACAAAGAAAACUACAAAAAAAAAAUAAAACCAAAAAAUUGUUAAUUACAUUUUUAAGUAAAGACAAAGAGCAAAACGAAAAUGUUGCAAGAAAAAAAAAACAAAAAAGAAACCAAACAAAAUCAUGUACUAAAAAAUAUUUUAUGGACAAACCAAACAAAAAAGCAAAAAUUACUGCCGUACAAGAACCGAAAAAGUGUUAAGUAAGCUACACACACACACACAAAAUUAUAAGAGUUAAGCAAACAACAAUUCGGUUAGGGAUAGCGUAAAAAAAGAAGCAGCAGGACGAAAAGGACAACAAGGAAACAUCGCGGGACAGGACACUCAAAAGUUACAUGACACAGACACACUCACAUACAUCUAGGUAAUUGUAUGUACAAUAACAGAGUUAUAAGUUAAUUAAUAUGCUCAGUUGUUAUAAUUUAUGUAAGGUGAGCAGACGACACACAAACACACAGACACAGCUACACCUAAGAUAUAUGAUAUAUGUAUAAGAUAUUGUUCCUAUGAGACAUUAGAUAUGUAUUUAAAAUGGCAACACACUCACGUACAGAUGAGACACACCGACACUGAAGCACUUAAUUGACAAAUGCAAAAACAAGGGAAUGAAACCAUUUAUUCGCAGGAAAGGACGAAAACAGGAUAGGCACAUAAGGACAGUUGAGGGAUUGAGGGGUAAAAGUUACGGUCUGAUGACCCUUUGUUGUCUGCAUUUUUGAGCUCUAAUAUUUUCGCUUUCGGUUUUCAUUUCGGGAUCACGUGGACCAACACUAUUUUGUUUGAUUUCCUUCAUUCCAGUUUGCAAACAAAAUAUGAUCCCAGUGAAGAAACCCUUGCGAAAUCCCAUUUGAUUACAUACUCACUUCGGUUUUACUUUUACAUCUUUUGGAACGCUUUUGGAGAGAUAUUUGCAAGAUAGCUGAUUGUAAAUGGUAACAAACUGACACAUAAUAAUGGAUAUAAACAAAGGUCUAUAUAUACAUACAUAUACUCAUAGUGAAUUGAAUUAAUUUUUAAAAGACGCAUUCACGAACACGGGGAAGGGGAAGCAUGUUCGUUGAACAUCAUGUUUUUAGAAAAUUUAUUGUUGAAAUAUUGUAGCGAAUUGAGUAAGCAUUAAGGGCGAAUGAAACCGAGUUAUGGUCACCAAUUAAUUAGUCAAAGUAAUAAUAAACGGAAAUUGAAAACCAGAGAUCCCAAAACCGAACUAGCAAUACAAGAACAACAGGUGUAUAUAUAUUUUAUGACACAUAUAUCACCGCAUAUAUACAUACACAUAUAUAUAAAUAUAUAUAUAUGGAUAUAUUUUUAAUAAAACAAUACGGAAUCGAGCAAAACUAAAGACACUAAGCAAAAGAAGCUAAGCAGCGCAAGAACAGAAACCCACUAAGCAAAACCCAUAAAAACCAACCAACCGAUCCUAACAAAAUGCCACUCGAAAUCACAAGAUAAAAUCACAAUUUUGUUGGAAAUUUCGCAUAGUUUUCGGAUGAGUUCUCUUUGUCUAUAUCUAUGUACUCACGUAUACCCCUGUGUAUUCCUAGAAACGAGCUUCGAAUUUUGUCUACUUUACUCUGCUCUCCCCCCAAAAAAAGAAACACAAAGCAAAACAGUGAUAUUUACGGUAUAGCCCCCAAAAAGACGAACUCAAACACUCUUUCCGGAACCCACCUAAGAAACCUUGAAACGUGAAUGUUUUCUACACAAAAACCAAAAUCAAUGAAAAACCUACCUCCUUGUCGAAUGAGAACGAUAAUGAUCGAAGGACGAUGAAGCAUAGAAACACUGCCGAGUUAAUCGCACUCCCCACUCCCCUCGUCAAAAAAAAAAACGAACCCAUUUUCUUAUUUUCGUCCUGCCAAAGAGAAUUUCUAACAGAAUUGUGUGACGAGCAACCACUUUUGAUAGCCAGACGUAAAGUUUACUUAACGGAUAAACCAGAUCGGCCCUAUACAUAGCCACUAUGCCCGAUGUCAAAAUUUCAGAAUGUCAGAUUGUCAGAAGGAAUCCAAUCGAGUGCUUAAAUCAACUGAAGGAACUGCAGAUCAGAUUUAAGCGUUUAAUGUGUAUACACUCACUUUGUAUGGUUUAUUUGCAUUUAGGUACAUUUAAAUUUAGAUUUGAUAUGAGACGACUUUUACUUGCGCCCAGAGCGAUGGGUAAUCCUACCGAAAACUGCUCUGUCCCCAUGAGGUUGUUGUUUUUCGAGGUGCGAAUUCCAGUUGAAAUUGAGAUCUUGAGUUGAAGUUUCACAAUCAGAAUCAGAAUAAGAAUAAGAUGUGGAGAGAUAGAGAGAGUUGCGGAGGGUGUGUGCAUUUUAAAUUUAAUUUUUUUAUAAUUAAUUUAGUGCUAAUCUUUGAGCAGCUAGGCGCAUAAUUAGAACUACGUAUAUGUGUAUGGAUGUCUUUUUGAUAAAAAGAAGCUGUUUUAAGAAGCAAACCAUUUUCUACACUCUUUAAAAGAUUGAACUCUACAUGUACGAGAUUAUGUAUAAUACAAGUAAUAAUAAUUUAGCGUUAACUAGGCAAUUAUAAAAUGCGGUGACCUGCAAAAGGAGCCAUAAACUAAGCGUCCUACAUUAGGAGAGGUCGACCUUCGACCUCAGCGAUUACCAGAGAUAAAGUUAAUGCGAUAGUGCAGUUGCGAGAGGGAAGGCGAAAACUAAAACGAUAAACGAAUUUAAAAUUGAUAAUGAAAAUGAAAUUACCACUAAACCAAACUUGUAGCAAGGCCAAGAGCUUUUUCAUUUGAAAACUCUACUACUCACUUACGACUUACCUACUUUGCAAGUAUUAACUAAUUUCCUCUGAUCAGAGUUACACGCAAUCGCGAAAUGCAAAAAGCUAAUUACAAAACGGUUGGUACACGCCCAAAACACACACAGUCAGACAUGGAAAAUGAAAAAUGAAAGCAUUCGAAUUGUUCGUAUUACAAACAAAAAAUAAAAAAUAAAGAAAUCAGCAAACCGAAGAGUUCGAGUUUCGUUUCAAUUGCACUCCGCAUGUUCUCAAACCCCCCAGGGCAAUUAAACAGAGUUCCACAAUAAAUAGCGCAUUAAAAACCGAUUCGAGAAAUACUUUUUUAAACAAGGCAAAUAUAUUUAAAAUUAGCAUUUAACUAAACGACAACAAAAACUUAGUCUAUAAACCGCGAAUGUUUAGCACUAAACUGACCCGAGCAGAAAUCUGCCAGCCAACCCGAAUCCAAAUCCAAGACUCCGCCUGUGUCCCAAGUCUAACUACCACAUCAAUUUAAAUAGCUAAUUGCAUAAUUAUUAAACCGUUACUGAAUUUCUGUCGAUUGCCAAUCGCGAAAAAGAAAACCAUAAAAUCUUCCCGAAUAUUAUGCAUGUAAAAAAGGAAAUGGCUAAGUCAAAAACCAAAAAAAUUAGCAAAAAGUCUGUUGUCGAUAAGAAUUAUUGGCAGACAAAUAACUUUCGUCACAUUGACGAUAAUAAAUAAUUUUAAGUGAAAAACCAAGGAAUUAAUUGAUUUAAAUAAUAAACAAAUUAAUAUUAAAA